AUGCGAAGAGGAGCAUAUCGAGACAGUGGUCCGAUUGGAUUGUCGCAAUUCGAUGAUACGAUUAUUACGAAUCACAGUCAACAUCUUAAUGAGGAACCGUCAUCUCCGAAAGAUUAUAAUCUAAAUUACAGAUGUAUAAAUUUUAUGGAGGGUAAUUAUAAAUCUCAAGGAACGGUCGGCAGCGGUGUCUCAGCUGUUGAAGGAGCGCGCGUCACGGAACAAGUAAUCGGUGCGGUAGCGGGUGCGGGCCAGCCUAGUAUUGCAUCAUCGCCGACGCCCGCGCCGACCGAGCCACGAGCCAGCCCGCCAGCCAGCUCGGGGGCAGCGUCGAAACAGGCAGCGGGUGCAAUUGCGCGGUCUUUCGCCGAGGUAGCGAGCGCGGAGGGGAAGUGGAGAGUGGACAUUAAUAAAUUACCAGUAAUAUUAGCAGAAAAUUUUGUAGAUGAUAUGCAAGCUAUGACAACUUCUAUAACGAACUACUAUAAUGAACAAUGUUAUAACAAAACUGAAGAUUGUCUUAGUAGUGCGCAAUUGGUAUGUCUUGAUAGUCAACAAUAUUUACUAACACCAGUCAAAUUACAAGACGUUUUGAUUGCUGAAAAACACCUGAACGAAAAGGUGUUAAAAAUGUAG
Parnassius apollo (apollo) is the source of this 633-nucleotide messenger RNA. Lineage: Eukaryota; Metazoa; Arthropoda; Insecta; Lepidoptera; Papilionidae. The record is from the annotation of a GenBank genome assembly.